Molecule: messenger RNA, 1065 nt
Organism: Trypanosoma theileri
Lineage: Eukaryota; Euglenozoa; Kinetoplastea; Trypanosomatida; Trypanosomatidae
Exons: 1
Coding region: 1-1065 (354 amino acids)
Source: RefSeq, a predicted model, not a curated record
AUGGUGUUACUGUGCCGUGUGUUGAUUUUACUGGCUUUGCUUAUGAGCUUUGCCACUGUGUUUACUAUGGCACAAGAGGUGGGAUCACAUGUGGAGGAUCGGGAACGUACUUUACUCACUAAUGAAGAGUCUCUUUGUGAUGGUGAUUCAGUUGGUUCUUCCGGUACUACAUGUACUUCUGUUCGUACUGCUCCUCAUCCUCCUGGUCUUGCUAAAGCACAAGCAGAACCUCUUGUUAAAGGAGACCCACCUGGUGGUGUUGUUGCUGAUCCUCAAGGUGAUCUCAGUGAAGCAGGUAAACAACUCGGUGUUACUCCGUCUGGUUCUCUUGAUCCUUCUACCGUUUCUCUUACAGAAUCUCAAGGUGGUGGAGGGAAUAACGGUCAAGGUGGUCACGGCCAACCAUCCACUGUAGAUAAGGGUACACUUAGCAGAGAUAGUAAAACACUGAAAGAUUCUUCCCAGGAACUUCAACAUGAAGAGACAGAAGCGAUGCAAGAAGAAGAGAUAUCUAACCUGGAUCCACUGAGUAAAGAAGAGCCUCAUAAGCCCACAGAAAAAAAACCUGGUCUUGAUGAGCCCGUACCUCCCCCAAGAGAAGAAGAUAGUAAACAUUCUCUUCCUCCUGCACAAGCUCCUGAUGGACCAGUUACUUCUACAUCUCCUACGGCUGAGGAGAGUGUUGAUGUCCCUUCAGCUGAAAGUGAACGUGGCGAUAACGGCAACAUUGCAGGAGUUGAAAGUGAAACAGCAACACAACCUUCUGCUGACUCUCCCAACACUUCCGCCACAGGGAGUUCCGAUGUUUCUGAUGCUACAGCGACUGAGAAUAAUACUUCAUCUGCAGAGAGUGAGUCCACAAACAACCAAGAAGGUGUGGCAAGUAAUACAGAUACCACCACCACCACAACUACAACAACAACAACAACAACAACAACACUUCCUCCUGUACUCACAAACAACAAGAAGGGUGAUGCAGACAGCAGCAGCAGUAUCAGCAGUUCUGUGUGGGUGCGUGUGCCACUACUGAUUGUGGUUACACUGGCCUGUAUUCUUGUGGACUGA